UUAACACCCGCACUUCCACACUAACGACUGACCAAACCGAAAAGAAAGUCGUCAGAAAACAAACCGACGGAAGAAUCUCCGGUUGAUGGAUUCACCGUCACCAUCGCCCUCAUCCUCAUCUUCAUCCUCAUCGCCACCAUCACCGUCAUCAUCGCCACCACCAUCACCACCAUCAUCACCACGGUCAACAUCAUCAUCAAAUGAAUCGAGAGCAAAAGCGUCACAUAAAAUGGUGCUACUACGAUGUUCGUUGGCGUUAGGGUUGACGUUCAUAUCCAUAUUAUCUAUCUCCUAUGCAUUCGGCUUCUUCGCUUUACUCUUCGCCACUUUCUCAAUUCCGCCUCCUAUUUCUGUCCCUUCUCAGUGCAAAAUCGUAUCCACCAGUGUUGACUUGAGAUCAUCAAAGAUAUGUGAACUUGGGCUACUUAAUUAUAAGGCCAAGCGUGUUUUUUACCCAUCUGAAAGAAGGAAAUUUCGCUGUCGUUAUGAUUACUACUGGGCUUCUAUUUUUAAGGUGGAGUACAGAGACCAGUUCUCAGGUCACACAUUGCUUGGUCUGGCAGAAGCUCCACGAGAAGCUCUUCCUAGCGAUUGCCGGCCUAAUUUUUCUACUGCGUGGUCGACUAAACAUAUGCUGAAGGUGAAUGAGACCUAUGAUUGCUGGUAUACCUCUGGGCGAUCAAAAGUUGAGAUAUUUCAAGACAGUUACUUUGGCUGCCAAGCAAAGGAUCCAUCUUUGUCUGAGAUGAUGAGAAGAUACUCCAUAUUGUUCACAAAGAUGAUGCAGUCUUGGCUAUCUGGUCAACUAAAACCUCAGCGAAUGAGAUGGGAAUGGAUACUAGGUGUCAUUGGUGGUAUUCUCACCUCCAUGAUUUCCCUUACCAUGUUAACAAUCUGCUGUCAACUGUUAAAAUCCAUUCCUAAAGCUGCUGCUGCAAUGGUAACCUCACUAUUUCAUCAGGUGAUUUUUUCUCGGGUAAUUUUCCUUGUAGCAUACUUUUCGAUUGUCAUCUGGUUAGCAAUUCAGUAUGGUAAAAGGCUUGGCCUUUAUGAACUCUUCAUAGAUUAAUUACUACUCCCUCUGGCCCUUAAAGAUUGCCCCAUACCAUAUUUUUCACUUUAAUAAGAUAGAAUGCAAAAUGAAAGCACGUGAGUUGGUAGUUUUGUCAUUUUGCUAAUUUAAAUAAUAGAAUGUGAGAGAAAUAUGUGAGAACCACAUAUUAGAAAUGAUAUGGGGCAAACUCAAAGGGACUGACCAAAAAGGAAAUCGGGGCGAUCUUUUAGGGACGGAGGGAGUAACAUUCAACAACGGAUAUUUGAAGUGAUGUCUUCCUCGGGUGUAGAAAUCAAAAUUGCCGUCUAACAAGUGUAUCUCGCAAGAUCAUGACAAAGUGUAUAUUAUUAGCUUGUACUCCGUGAUAUUUCAAACAAGCCAUCUAAGAAAGAGUAGAGUACAACUAGGGGCGGAGGGUAUAGUGGUUGGCAGUGGUCAUGGCCUCUCGAGUGAUGUGGUUAAAAGUUAAAUAUGCAUAUAAAUGCACAUGUUUACCAUACCUCGGGUGGUAAUUUUUCCUAGAAAGUUAGGAGUUGUUGGGUGGUACAUGGUUGUUUAGUAUUGUUAUAAAAAAUUGUAUGUUAAAUUUUGGCCCCCAAAUGUAUAAUUUCUGGUUUCGCCCCUGAGUACAGCGGGAAAGUGCAUCUGGUGUUUAUUUCUGUAACAAAUGUACUUAUAUCCUCAGUCUGUUUAUGACAUGUAUAUUCUUGAGAUUGUUUAA
Molecule: messenger RNA, 1775 nt
Organism: Spinacia oleracea (spinach)
Lineage: Eukaryota; Viridiplantae; Streptophyta; Magnoliopsida; Caryophyllales; Amaranthaceae
Exons: 5
Coding region: 86-1069 (327 amino acids)
Source: RefSeq, a predicted model, not a curated record